GCUCACCCAGCAGGAAGAGAGAGGUCCUGGGGACCCACCUUGCCUGGCUCUGUCCCCUCUGGCAGGCCAGCUCCCAGCCUUGAGAAUAUGUCCUGGAAGGAGGAGGAGUGUGUGAGUCCCCCCUCGUGUUUCAUCCAGCGCCUGGACCACCUUGUGCUGACUGUGAAGAGCAUCGAGGACACUGUGGCCUUUUAUUCCAAAGUCCUGGGCAUGGAGGUGGUGACUUUCAAGGGAGAUCGCAAAGCUUUACGUUUUGGCAACCAGAAGUUUAAUCUGCACGAGGUUGGGAAGGAGUUUGAACCCAAGGCUCGGUGCCCAGUCCCUGGCUCUGCAGAUCUCUGCCUUGUCACACAGGUGCCCCUGGAGCAGCUGCUGGAUCAUCUGAAGGCCUGUGGGGUUGCUGUUGAAGAAGGUCCCGUGGCCAGAACUGGUGCUGUGGGUCCAAUAACAUCCAUCUACUUCCGAGACCCCGAUGAGAACCUGAUUGAGGUUUCCAAGUACUGCAGCCAAUGAAGGGGAACUCUGAGCACAGCCCAGCCUCUGCCUGUGUCCCAGCAGGAGACAGGAUGCAGAGCCCAGCCUUUGGAUGGCCAGCUCCAAGCUUCUCCUUUGUAAACCUAGAACAAGUCUCAAAUCCCAGCCAUAAAAGUAGGGCUGUGUGGACACUGAGAGUUUUCCCAAGGCAGAGUUUUCCUGCUCAGCUCCCACUCCUGGGCAUUUUUCCUAAUGUCUGGCAGCUGAAGCCCCUCAUUCUACAGAAAAGAACCUGCCAUUCCUCCUCUCUUCAUGGUCACUUUGACACAAGUGAAGAUUUCUGUCUCCCUUCCUCUCAACUCCUGCUGGUCUUGUCUCAGGCCUGUGGUUCAAAUCCAGCUGUGAGUGUCCGAACACGCUUCUUGUCUGGGCACUGGGAACUUGGCCUCAGUGUCUGACACUCAAACACUCCUGGAAAUGAAGCCCCAUCCUCCUACUCAGCUCUGCAUCAAAAGCCACAGGGCUCCUGACUCCAGGGGUGGGAAAAAGCAGAGGUGAGGUGGCAACAUGAUGGGGAGAGAGUCCAAAGUCCUGGAUUUAUGCAGGGAUGAGGAGGGUGGUCCACUCUGACUCUGACAGAUGGCACUUGUGGGACCGCCCUAAGUUUUCUGCUUUCUUUAGUUGUUUUAAAAAAAGGAAUUUCACAGUUAUUUCAAAAGCAGAAAACAAGGCAGGAGGACCUGGGGCUUCUCAAGGAGAGCAGUUCCCCAGCUGGCCACACUGAG
Manacus vitellinus (golden-collared manakin) is the source of this 1259-nucleotide messenger RNA. RefSeq names its product glyoxalase domain containing 5 (gene GLOD5). Lineage: Eukaryota; Metazoa; Chordata; Aves; Passeriformes; Pipridae. The record is from RefSeq and is a predicted model, not a curated record. Bases 88 to 513 code for a protein of 141 amino acids. The transcript has 4 exons.